UACCGCGACGCUGCGAGGAAUGGAGAUGGUACGCAGCUGAAAGUAUCUACGUUGUGGCGUAUUUCGUCUUUUCAUUUCUCCAAUCCUUAAAAGCAAAGACAAAAUGGACUGUUAAGGCAAGUAUGAAGUAAAUAUUUUGCAUGAGUAAUCGCCCGCAAGCCACAUGUUGUUGCGGUAUGCAAUGGUUGAGCGAUCAGCGCCAUGCAUGGUCGAGUUGUCAACAAACUUAAUACAAGCUUCUAGUAUCUGUUCAAUUGAUUGAGACCUUAAGCUUUCCUUCGAAAUAAGCGUGAUGAAAGACACAUUUUGCGAAGCAGUAAACGAUGUGGACCUCAAAAGGUUUCUUAAAGGCGAAAUGUUUGGAUGCGCAAACAAUCUCUGUUCUCCUGUUCGCUGUCUUGCGUCAAAUUUUCUGCUUACGCGCUUAUACGUUGGUUAUCUGUAGUUACAAAGCAUUUUAUUCUGGCAGGCCUUUAAUUUGCAUUUGCGAUUCGAGUUUUUAUGAUAGAAAACGGCAGACUUUAUAUCUUUUCUCCACGCACUGCUUUACGACGCGAACGUCAACUGCAGUGUUAAUUCAGGACGGAUACUCCUGGCUUUUUUAUCACAGUUCCUGUCAGACUCGGAUUGCAAAACGUUAAGCUUAUAUUUCCUAAAGUUUGUGACGCCAUCAUCAUUUAAGCUCUUCUUGUUUUCCGUCGUUAUUAAGCUUAUGUUCUAUUGUUUAAGCUUUUGUUUCCGCAUAAUAAAUAAGUUUUCCAAACGAAUUAAUGCAUGAAGCUCAGUGACAGUAGUAUGUUCUGACAAAACAAACAAUGAAAACAUAGUAAAGUAGAGUUGUUUUUCCCAUAACUAUGGAAUAUAGACCAGAAAGCAUUUCAUACCAAAUUUUCUUCCAAAUAGCUUUCUUGCCAGAUUCACAAUGUUUUUUUUUUUCUUGAUGGCCCCAGGUGGCACCAUAAAAUUCAGAAAUUUUUGAGGUCAGAACCAUUCCUAUGAAUAUCCACACCCCUCCCUAGACUUUUUAAAACUCGUUUAUUUUUUUCCUGGUUGGUUAUGCCAUUUUAAAGGACUUUUCAUGCCUGUUUGGCACAAAAUUCUCUGCUGGAAAAUUCUAUUGAUUACAUCAUGAUAAUUGACCAAUAGGACAGUAAGUGAUAUUUCACGCCGCUCCCAACACAGCAUAUGUCAUUCAUUUUUUUCCCACGUGAAUUUAUAUUUAUGAUUCAAAUCCAUUCAGGCAAAACAAGUCAACCUUGAGACUUUGUCGCUGGCUCUGUCACUGGGCAACCUCAUGCAUUAAAGCCCGCUUUGCUCACUUGUAUGAACUUAUGAGAGGUCAACUUGUAGCAAGUCUAACCUCUCCCCUGGUUGAUGAGAUGCAUUUUGUGAAAGUUGUCUGUAGGAGAGAAGACCAGAUUUUCUGAGAGGAGGAAGCAGAAAAGCAAAUAUUUCUUAAGGUUAUAAGACGUUUUGAGCACAGUUUCUGAGAGGAUAAAUGCGUAUCAAUGCUUUUUUCCAAGUGUUUUGGGCAAACACUCAGAAUUUUUUUAAAGUUCAGGGAAAUUUCAAAGUAUCUCAUCAAUUUAGGGGAGUGGAUAUGAAACUGAAUGGCCCUCAGUAGUGGAAUUGUUGCACUUUAAGGGAGGCACCAAACAGACUACAUCAUUUUUGGACCAGUCUGGCCGAAAACUCAGCUGUGAGCCAUUUAUACGAGCAGUUUGCAUCUUUUUAAGCUGUGCUAGUAUAAACGGUUCCCUUUACGUCUUGUGUAAGCCGCGGCCACAGUAAGCCGUAACUUAUUUUCUCUGGUAUAAACGGCCCUAUUGUUGUUGUUUUUAAAAAGUUUCAUUCAGUGUUCAGACACCUAAAAAUUCUAAAGUUGUAGCCAUGUUUUGCCAAGUUAAAGCAACUUGAGGUGUCUACAGAUAGGUAACAGAUGAAAAACUCUUUGACUGGUUGAUGUAGCUUCUCAAUCAUCACGUGAGUAUUUCGUGAAGAAAUUCAUUGUUAAAUAUUGCACACAAUUUCGUUGUCAGUUUUGAACACAAUGACAAUCUUUGCUUGUGGCAUUUGACAAUUUGAUCGUCAAAGGGAAAAUGGUUUGACCUUUUGUCAGACUCUCGUAGCAAAUUCUGUAAGGAAAUGUACAGAGAUUAUUCUGAGGAAUUCAAGUGUGGCUACUCGCAUGUAAAGGGUUAAAAUUAAAAUAUCUUGAUUGUUAAAUAAAUUUUCCUCAUCAGCACAUAAGGCUUAAAAGGUUAAUAGUAUAAACUCUUCUGUCAGGUUAUCAUACCAGGAUUACAGCAAAGAAGAACAAGAGGAUGAAUCCACAAUUCUGCCGUCCGUUUGUUAUGAGACCCAAGCUUGUCCCUGUUGUUGUUAGACCCACUGUUCCAGCUGAUUACAGAACAUUAAUUGAUCCACCUUCUCCUACAUAUAACAUUCCUCUGUUUCCCAUCCCUCUUACUGCUAAUGCUGCCCCAACAACACGAAAAACCAGAUGGGAACUAGAAAAGCUGGGCAGUCCUACUGAUGGUCUUACCAAAGAGUUGUUCUUUGAGCUUGCAGCACAGAAGAACGGUAUCAGAAUUGGAAAGGAGCAGAAUAAAGGUGAUAGAAAUUACUUUAUUAUAUAGACACGAGUGUUUUACUGGAAAAUAUACCGCUCGUAAAAUUCAUAAAAACUACAUCCGGAACCUGAGUGGUUUAUUUUCCAUAAUCUCACACGUGAGUUUAUCGAUGACGUAAUUUUGGUCAUUUCCCUCUAUUAUUUUAUUGAUGUCUUUUUGUCUAUAUAAUAAAAAGAACAUUACAUGGCGGCUUGAGGAUAUGAAUUUUAUUUUCUCGUGGCAAAAACAAAAUUUUACUUACUCGCCGCGCUCAUUCGCAAAAUAUUGUUUUGCCACUCGAAAAUAAAAUUCAUAUCUUUGCGCCACCGUGUAAUAUCCUCUAUGUAUGUGUUUGGUCCACAGUUGUUUAGUCAAACCUGUUCUAUAAGCCUCUAAGAAAUGGCCACAAAGUGUUUUCCUGGUCACCAUUUAUUUUUUUUAGAUUUCAACCAUGGUUGCAACUUAAUUGUUGUUGAAGUAUUUGUUUUUCCUCAGUUUGAUUCCAUUCUUUUAAAUCAUAGAAAUGAUGCCUCACUAUUACUGUUGCUUCCCUAGAGCUUGUAGGUCCACUUGAAUUUUCAUUUUAUAAUGUAUGAUGGUGCCUGCAAGGAGCUACAGUGUAUUAGAAGUACUUUUUAUAUUGUCAGAAAUGACUCCUGGGUUCAAACCUUUCACAGGUUAAUACACAGUAAUGAUAUAAUUUUUUGUCCUGGAAAGUACAUGUACUGUUGGUUAAUAAUGGUUCACUGACCAUAGGACUUUAUCUCUCCUUGACAGCUGGAGCAACAGCAAAGCAGAGUGGUUCUCUGGAGGACUUUAAAAAGAUUGCUGAGAAAAAUGGAAUAACUGUUUGCCCAGCAGGUAAUGAAAUACUUAGGAAAACCUAGAGGUGUGAUAUUAUUACAGUUGUACUUGGAUAUUCUAUAAAAUUAAUAUUGGAGAUGAUCAUUUGCAAUCUUAUUUGCCCUAUAAAAGAACUAAUGUAUUCCUGUUCUAUAAUACCAGCAGGUUCAAAAGAUAAAGUAGCAGUCACUAGUGCUUAUAGUUCAGUGGUGGACAGUACAUCAGACGCUGUUGGGGGAGAUGAAGGAGCGCUCAUUUCUACAACAUUGGCACAAGUUGUGCUAUCAAGCAGCAGUUUGUCAGCAGAAGCAGAGAGUUGGGAAAACUCUUGUAGAGAGACACAUUUUGGAAAAGUAGAGAAUGCUCCUGAGGCUACUGGAAGUGCAAGUGGGUUUGAAGCAGAGGUGGAAAAAGAAAUGAAUACUACGUUUCCUGUUAUUGAUCUUUUCAAGAAUACUGUGGCAGGGAAUUGCCUCAGAAUUGAAGAAACAAAGGACUGUGAGAAAAUUCAGUCAGUUCAGGGUUAUAAUCUUUCUAAGGAAUGUGAAGUCAUCGAUGAGGAAACUGUACAUUUUGUAGGAAAACUGUCGACAGAAAAUAAACCUGUCACAGGGUCUUAUGAACCAGUUGUGAGUUUUGAAGCCCCAGGAAAACCUGAUGCACUUCAGUGUGAAAGUUUUGAAACAAAAACUCUUGAAACAGGAAUGGGAAAAACAAGCUCAAAAGACGAAUCUGAAAACCUAGAUGUAGAGAAAAAAGAAGAGAGUUUUGAAACUGACAAGGCAUCAUGUGAGACUACUGCUUCUUCAGGAACUGUGCUCACAAGUGAACAUGUUGCAGCAGGUGAAAGGUCUUUGACAGAAGCUGCUCAAAUCACGACAUUUCAAGAACUUGCCCGCCUCAAAGGUAUUAAGGUUGGCAAUGUUUCAGGUGAAAAUUAUUCAACUACUAAUUCCUACAAAGAGCUGGUCUCAGGGGCUGAAAGUGUAGCAGAUACUCAAGAGGACCAAGAUGCUCAAAUUGCCAAAUUUCAAGAAAUGGCUAGAUUGAAUGGGAUUAAAGUAGGUGAUGGUAAUCCUAGCAAGAACUCUGGUGACAGUUCUUUGGAACAGCUUGAAUUUAUAAUGGAUGAGAACGCACAAGGCAGUGAUUAUUAUACAGACAUGUACACAUGUCCUUAUGAGCUGGACCCAGAUCCGCAAAUUGCCUUGUUUCAAGAAAUUGCGCGUUUGAAGGGUAUUAAAGUAAGCAAUUCAAGAUCUUCGUCGCAUUGCUCUAGUUCGCCUGCUCCUGGUGAAGAUCUCUUCUUCCCUCAAGAAGACAUGCUUGAUCUCCCGGCAAAGCAUUCUGUUGUUACAAAGAGAGGUGUCUUUGAGGAACUGGCAAAAAGAAAUGGAAUAAAAGUUGGGAAAAGUACUGAAACACCUGUUAGUGCAAAAAAGUGCCGUAAUGAUUGCGUUGCGACACCUCCAGUUACCAGUGUUACACAAGCUAGUACGCAAACUGAUGUCACCGUUGUGUUCGAUCGUUGUUGUCAAACAGGCAUGGAGACUAACAAGACCAUAGGGGUUCAAGUGAGUGCAUCCAAAGAGGCUUUUGAAGAGGAGUAUCUGCUAUGGAAACUUGAUGACAAAGCCACUGAAGAUGAAGGAGACGAUUUGUGUUAUAAAGAUUUGUACUUUGAUGAAAAGAAAUUGCGGGAAGAACUGAAUACAUGUCUUCAAAAUGAAAAGGAUGUGUCUGCCAAUGCUAGACAUAACCACAAGCGAGUUAUGGAUCAGUUAAAAGAGGAUAUUAGUGGGAAAUCUGAGGAAGUUGAGGUGAGUAUAACUUACAUGCACGCAGCAAACGUUCAGGCAAGGAUUACUGUGAGGUGCACAGCCUGUCUUGAACAUGCACAUUGUGUGCAUCUUCUUAUCCUGCACCAGGGCUCGAAAUUAAAAAAAAUGUCUGGUCGCAAAUUUGCGACUAGUUACGAAAAUUUGGUCGCAACUUUGAAAAUGUUAGUCGCGAAAUUAAUUGAGACCAUUUAAUCAAGAAAUAAGUAGGCUUUUAAAUGAUUAACGCUUUAAUUUUCAUUCUUUCAACAGCUUUCAUGUAAUUUCGAGACUUAAUAGUACAGAACGUUAAGCGUCUCGGACAACACCAGUUCAUCUAAACGAUCAAGUUGAACCUGCGUUAAGGCACAUAAAUUAGUGUCUGUUAUUUUAGUCAAAGCGAUAGAUUUCCAAAUCAUGAACAGAUAUUACAGCAGGAAACUGCAGUUCUUAAAUGCCUCCAAUCUCUGCAAAAUAGCAAUAACAUUUGUACUGGGCGGACAUCCGACAUGGUUAUAGGUUACGUUACGUAACUAAAUUCCUUUAGUUUUACCUUUUGCAGGUUUUCCACCGAUGACAAAACAAGUAACGAAUUCUUUUAUAUAUUAAGCUUUACAUCUGAAGUAUCAGGGGUGUUACUACAGUGAUUAUUCAAAGAACCCUGAAGGACUGAAUCAUUCAAUACGACGACACGUGCCAUGCGGACAUUCCGCCAUCUUUGUUUGCUAAACCUCGUUUUCAUGUAUACGUAGAUUCAUCUCGAGCAAGAUUACUGUAUCAUGGUUUUGGCUGCUGACUGAUUAAACGUGAGAAUUCCUCUUGUUUUCUUGAGUAUAUAACUUUCGCUCGGUCGAUUUCUUCGUUUAAAAUGUGACCUUUAAGUCGCUUUCAUCCGACAUAAUUGAAUCACUAAAGAAGAACACAUGUGUACUGUGAGGGCCGUAACGCCGGUCAUAAACGCGGGAAAAGUCCUCAGCAUGCUGGCGGGACUGUCAGCGGCAAAUCAAAACGAAAUAUGAGCCUGUAAUGUACAUGUUUACAGAACCCGCUGAAAAUGGCGUGCUGUUGAAGGAAUAUCGUUGCGUGUAUGCAUUCCAGGUAAAUUACGGUAAACCUUCAGAUUGUAACAAAAUUAUAAGACGCUACUUCAAUGAAUCUUUUUAUUUCUAAAUUUAUUCAAGCAAAAAUUCAAGUGCUAGUCCUUUUAUUUCGUAUCAGUUAAGGCAAAACCUAGUCGCAAAUUUGCGACUACUCUCGUUUUUCCAGUCGCAAAUAAGAAAAUUAAGUCGCAAAUGCGACCGUAUCGGUCGCAAUUUCGAGCCCUGUGCACCCUGUAUUAUUUUCUUUUGCUUUUGUUUUGCCGGCACAUUGUCAACAGACUGUUUAGAGCAAAGGCUUUUCUUUGUAGCAACAAUAAUUUUUAUUGUUUUUUAGAAAAAUUUAAACACUAAAAGGUAGCAAGGGAACACUUGACAGACCCUUUCUGGGCCCUAACUUAGUUUAUCUAAUCAUUAGAAGUUGUUAUACUUAAAACCAGAUUGCCUCUCUUUGUUUUCAGAAACUAAAGAAAGAUCUCAAAACACUUAAAAGACACAAAGAAACUGAAAUCAAACGAAUAUCAAAGGAGCUGAAGUCCAAAGAAGAAGACCUGGAGGCCACUAAAAUUGCCCUACAACUCAAGGAAGCUGCAUUGGAGGCCCUGAGGGUAGUAGCUCAAGAGCAAACUGCUAAGCUGAAGUCUCUGGAAGAACAGCUAGAUGAUAUGAAGACAACUCUGUUAGCGGCCAAGAAGAGCAAUGACUGUGAAGCAUGGUUGGUAUCUCUUUCUACAGUUUUCAUCUACUAAACUGUUGAGAACCUUUGAUUUCAAGGGCUCUGUCAAAUGGAUCCAACAGCAUCUAGUGUUAGUGGGUCCAACGAAAUUGCAGGGUUUUAAAAAACUUGAAUUCCAGCUUGUCCUUUGAGCAAGCAGCUCUUACAUUUUGCUUGCCCAAAGCCUGCGAGCAAGCUCUCUGGGGUGCUCUGGCGGUGGGGCAGGAAAAGAAAGGAGAGCUUGCAACUACGUCUAUGGAAUUUGAAUAUCUGCAUUGAAAAAGUUGAUACAAAAUGCUGAUUGGCAGAGGUGACAUUGAUGAUGAUGUCAUUACCCUUGGCACAGGUUUUUCAAUGUUUGUUUACAUUCGGGUUCAUUAUACCUUCACGCCGAUUGACGGAAAUCUGACAGCUCAGUCAACGGGGAGCCACAUGGGAAUUGCAGGUGGAAUUCAAAUUCCAGAGACAUAGUUGCAAGUUUCCUUCCUUUUCCCACCCCACUGCCAGAGUGCCCUGAAGAGCUAGCCCCGUUCACAGGCUAGCUUGCCCAGGGCUACUUCAUGGUAAUGUGGUUUGCGUAAAGAGACAGUCAUCUUUAUUAAUCUCCUCUUUUUUUCUUCUCAGCUUGAAAAGAAGAACAGAAGCUGAAGGUGAAGGUGAAACUACAGGCCUCAAGGGCAGUGACCAGGAGAAACAGAAUAAUGAUGGCUGGACAGUUAUUGUAGGGAAAAAAUCAAAGAGUGCCAUGCAUAAACCAACACUUGACAGAAAAGAACAGUCUGUGCAGCAACAUAAAGACGUGGACCAAUUGUGUGAGAUUAACUUGAGAAGUCCACCUCGUUCAUAUAGGCAGUCUGUUGGUCAGAAAUCAAGCGUCAGUGAUGAGCAAGAUACCAGCUCAUGUAAUGCCGAAUCUUCUGAGUCAACAGGAGGCAACAAUGCCUGUGGUGAAGCAAAAUCCCCUAUUAGUGUGACACCCACUCAAGCAAGAAACAUCACAAGGGCAGAAAAUUUGAAAGAAGUGCCAUCAACAUUGUCAAGUUCGGCUCAAGAACCACUUUUGUCAUCAGAAAAAAAUCAGGAAACUGUCCUCAGCGAUACCAAUUCAAAUGGACAACAGUUUCCCAUGAACGUACAUUCUAGUAAUGGUCAACAACCAGUGCCUAUGAUUGCUCCACCAGGGUUUGCCACACCAGCUACCCCAUUCCCUGUCGUUCCUCCAGAACUGUUAUCCCAGUAUUUGUGUAGCCUACAGAUGAUACAAAAUGGUGUUGCUUCAGGUGGUGGGCUGCCUAAAAAUUCUGCACCACUACGCCGUCCCCCUGGUCUUAACACUGAGCCUGUACCAGAGGGGGAAGCACCGGAGCAUUCCCCUCCCUCCGCGGGCAAGUUCUCCUCUUUUGAGAAGCUUAUGGAGGCUCUCCAGAAGAGGUUUCCUAGCAAAACCAGGUAAAUAUCAGUCCAGAUUGUGUUUUUCAUGGGUGAGACAUUUCUUACUAUUAAUGUGACCGUGUGAUACAGUUAAGCCUUAAUGUGUUGCUUGUGAUGGACUGUGUGACUGCGAGAUAGGGUUCGCAAGUCCAACCCACAAAAACGACCCUUGCUCGCCAACGAGUCCUCAGUAGCUCAGAGGUUAGAGCAUCCGAUCUAGAAUACGGAGGGUCGUGGGUUCGAAUCCCAUCUAGGGCUCAGAUUUUUUUCUGUGUCCUCUUAUGGUUGAUUCUUUACAUCUCCCUUUAUUUCCUUUAUAAUGAUUGUGUUUUUACCAACAUUUUGUCAGGGGCUUUAAUUUUCAUUUUUGCAACGAACUCUACAAAAUUAAUUUGCUAUCAGCGAAAAUAUCAAGAGAAUUUGUAAAUUACAGAAUAUCCAGUCUAUGAGUAUUGAUAUGUCUUGUCUGUCUAGAGAUCCGUAUCCCUCUUUCAAAUCUCAACUUCGAUGUCAGAAUUCUCGUUCAGGGUCAUUGUGUUGUCAUUGUUACCCUUUUUUACUUUAAAGUUGACAUUGAACAAGAUGCAAUGCGCAAACCCUUGGUAAUCAAGCAAGAAACUGAAUAAAUUGAAUGAUUUUGCUCCUUUUUACUAUUCCUAGUAUAUUGGAAUAACUGUCAAGGGGGCAUCUAUGAGACAGGGCGGUGUUAAUUAGAGAAGAGCGUCUACAAUUACAAACGUAAGGUCGUAGAGAGAGCGUUUAUUGGACAAUAGGCGUUUAUUUGAGAUGGGGUGUCAGUGAGAUCAUUUACGGUAAUUUCCACUCACCGGUUACAGUGUCACUUGCACACACCCCUUCCCUUUGCAAGUCAAUCAACAUUUAAUCACCGCCACGUACAGGAAAAGAAGUGUGUGAAGACUUGAUGCGUUGUAGACUAGUGUUUGUGCCAUCUCUAUUCAGGCAGGAAUUGAUCUUGUAUCUAAAGAAAGCAAAGGCAGUCUGUGGUUCAGCUGGCUUCAGAGGCAAGCAGAUACCUGAUGUGGUCCAGUGUGUGGAGGACUUGGUUGAGCUUGAGGUAUUGUUAAUCUUCCCUUAUCGCCACUCCUGCUAAUAUUAAUUUUAAGCGUUCAUUCUAAAAUUCUACAUAGUGGCACAAAUGUCCAACUGUCUAUAAGAACGGGGCAUUUUCUGAACAGAAAGUAUCAUUAUUUCAAGAAGUAACUGUUUUUGCUUAAAGACAUUGAAUGUUUUUCCUUUGUUGACUAGUGUCUCAAUCUUGGUCCUUUGCUUUCUUAGUUGGCUUCUUAGCUUUAGGUUUGGAUUCGUCCGGGGUUUUUUUUUAUUUUUGAGCUCUAUCUCCGGUACUUCUGGCUUAAUCAGAAGCACCGUUAUUGAAGAAUUUUCGCGGUACGCCAUAAUAAUCUACUUUGAACUGAAAUUUGUCAGUUGUUAUGUUAUGUGUGAAACUGGAAAAACGACAUGGUGGACACAACUGCAACGAUCCACCAUUACGACAAAUACGCGGUUUUUUGUUUGAAUCAACAACGAAUGGAAGUCUAUUUUACUAUCAUUGUGUAGGGACAUUGUGAUGCAUUUGUUUUGCUUUGUUUUGUUUUUUUUCUUUUUGCGUCAGUUAAGACCUGGGUAAGCCCCUCUUCCUUUCUUGGAGAAAGAGUUCAUGAACCCUUAAAAUCCCAAGGCUGACCAAGAUCAAUUUUCUCCUAACAGUAGAGAGCUUUAGAUUCAGAGACAAGGAAGGCUACGAGUACGAGAUUUUCUCAGCACUAAGUAGUCCUCUUCCGUUCCGGAUAGCCGUCGUCAUUCUACCACUAGUUUUGUGAAGUGAAAUCAUUUUGCAACCGGGAAAAGGCUAAACUUCUCCAAUAAAAAUAACCGCUCUUAUUUUUCAGGUGAAAACUAGUACGAUGAAGCUUUUUGUAUUGAAUAUUUCUCGAGAAUACGCGCAAAAACUUUAAGUUAAAUCUCGUAUUCGUUCUCGCCCUCUAAUCUAAAGCUCUCUGAUAUCAAUACAUUAUCCAGUGGAGAGGUUAUGAGAAUUGAUGAAAUGAUCAUCUAUGGGAAAAUGCUGUGAUCUUUUUUUCAAAUUCUCUCAACUCGUUCCUUAAGAAAAUGUAUGGAGAUCAAUUUGGAGAAUUUGAGUAUGGAUAUUGGGUCUCAAACGGUUGAUAAUAGAACUCCGAGAAAGUCUGUGUCCAGCGUAGGUGUAGUUUAGUUUUCUAGUACUGUAAAGCUGCGUGCUGUAACUAACAUACCCUUAAUGACCACGGAAUUAGUUAAAGCAAGUGAUUUCUCUGUCGUCUCAUAUAUUUUAUUUAUUUAUUUUUAUUUUCUUUGUUACAGGGAAGUCAAGAGUCAGAGGGAAGGCAGGAGUAGCCGGCUGAUCACCUAAAUACCUCGUUGUUUUGUUCAAAAGCAUGUGCUUUGGCUGGCGGCUAUUCCUAAAGCUUGCUCCCAUCUACAGUGGUCGUGACUAUGAGUCCUCUGUAGGAAAAGUAAUAACUUGUUGAUGUUCAAAUGCACCGUUAAACUUUGCUGGGCACAUGACCGAUUUUCAAGUUAACAAUACUGUUGAGUAGCCAGAGUUGUGCUUCCGAUAAGACCAAGCUGAAGAAUUGAAAGAAGUUUUCGAUUGACAAGUCCAAACGCAAAUAUUCCGCAAGAUCAUUGUAAAA
Porites lobata is the source of this 11208-nucleotide messenger RNA. The record is from the annotation of a GenBank genome assembly. Lineage: Eukaryota; Metazoa; Cnidaria; Anthozoa; Scleractinia; Poritidae.